AUGUCAUUCAACUCUUUCAUAGACAUUGGAGCAUGGCAACACGUGGAGGAAUCCCGAACAACCCCUAUCGAAGAGAUGCAAGUAUGGGAUGGGGUCAGCGACUCUAGAAUCCACUUUAGUGGCAGAAAAUCCACCGAAACGAACGUAACUGAGAUGGCAAGGCUCACGGAGAAUCUCAAUCUCCAGCGGGCUCUCCUUCGACAAAUCGAUAACUCGGCGACAUCGGGAAUUUUGACCCUUAUGGAUGAAACCAAGGUGCAAUCUAUCAAUUCCGAUGGCGAAAGUGGACAUUCGCCUCAGGGCCCACAUAACACGGGAUGGCCGUUGCUGCAACUAUCGAAUUCCAGAUCGAUCCGAGCUCGCCUCUUGGUCGGUGCGGAUGGACCGUCUUCACCUGUCCGGGCCUACUCGAAAAUUGAUAGUUUUGGUUGGUCGUACAAUAUGCGGGCCGUGGUGGCCACCCUCCAACACGAGGCACCCCUAAACUCGUUCGGGUUACAAAGGACACACACCACAGCAUAUCAGCGAUUUUUACCAACAGGUCCCGUAGCAUUCCUACCACUCUCCCCUACACGUGCAUCUCUGGUUUGGAGUACCACGCCCGAGUUGGCACAAGCCUUGGUUGAAUCGGGAGGAAAAGUUUUAGCGAGAUUGAUCAACGCAGCCUUUAGGUUACCGGAUCUUUCAAUGAAAUAUCUACAUACCUUUUUGCUCGAUAAAUGGCAAGAAAGCAAGCGUUCCCCAAAAGACUCUGCAUGGGUGACCGAAGAGGAAAUCGUUGAGGAGAUACGGUGGAGGGAGAGGUCACACUCUAUCGAUGCUGGCUCCCCAUUAAGCUCCAUCAGCAUGUCUGAUGAAUUGAGCAUACCUUCCCCAGACGCGGACAUGUACCCUCCUCUCAUUCACUCCGUUCAGCCACGCUCUGCUGCGUCGUUCCCACUCCGAAUGAACCAUGCUGAUACGUACUUGGGAUCAAGAACUGCGCUGGUUGGGGAUGCAGCGCAUACAGUGCAUCCUCUCGCUGGUCAAGGUUUGAACCUUGGUAUCGCCGAUGCGCAGUCGUUAGCGCAAACCAUUCAGUCCGCCAGUGAUCUUGGACUGGACGUGGGUUCCCCUACGGCUCUUCAAGCAUAUCCUCGUGAGAGAUAUCUGGCCAAUCACGCUAUGCUCAGUGGGGUCGACAAACUCGCCAAACUUUACGGGACCAGUUUUGGACCAGUAGUCUGGAUGCGAAGUGUGGGACUGGACGUUGUCAAUGAAUGGGACGGCUUAAAAGACAUGUUCAUGGGAGUAGCGGGUGCAGGUGAUAAAGGUCUUCAGACUGAUUUGAUCCGAAGAGGAGAAACAAAGCAAUUUCGAAGCGUAGGGGCGCAGGAAGGAGACAGACAGUCAUCACACUGGCCGAAUAUUCUUGCUACGGCAGUGGAGGGCAUUGGUGAUGCGUUCGAUGGCGCGAGAACUCUGCUAGGUGCAGGCAUGAGAAACGGCCGCCGCUAA
Molecule: messenger RNA, 1497 nt
Organism: Acaulospora colombiana
Lineage: Eukaryota; Fungi; Glomeromycota; Glomeromycetes; Diversisporales; Acaulosporaceae
Source: the annotation of a GenBank genome assembly